AUGCUAGCCUUGCACCCAUCUCCGGUGCCCGACCGAAUGCGCAGAGGCUACGGUGUCGGCACAGCGGUGCCGUCCUCAUCCUCGGCUCCUGGGACAAUUAGCGAUCCUCGACGCCGUGAGCGCGCCGCUGCCGACCCAUACCAGCGUGUCCGAACGCCGACCGGCGCAAUGUUGGCCAGCGCCAAAUCGUCCGCCUUGCCCUCGGACGGCAACCACGAUUUUACCUUCAUGUCACCGCAAAAGCCGUCCAAGCGAUUCUCGAAUAACAUUGAAGAUUAUGAGAUGGGUGAAAUGUUGGGGAGAGGCGGAUUCGGUUUUGUGCAUAGGGCUGUGUGCAAGAGUCCGGCUAUGGAUGGCCGAGAGGUUGCCAUCAAAAUGAUCGACAAGCGGCUGAUGAAGGCAGCCAACAUGACCCGUCGCGUAGGAAAUGAAGUCGAAAUCCAUUGGCAGCUCCACCACCCGUCCAUCCUCGAGCUGUACAACUACUUCGAAGACAAAUCCUACGUGUACCUCGUUAUGGAGAUCUGUCAAAACGGAGAACUAUACCAAUACAUCCACCACCGGAAAUUUCCCUUAACCGAACCAGAGGCGAGAGGCGUGGUUGCGCAAAUCGUGCGCGGAUUGCUGUACUUGCAUGCGAAUGGGAUUAUCCACCGGGAUCUGAAGUUGUCAAACUUGCUGCUGACGGAGAACUAUGAUGUGAAGAUCGGCGAUUUUGGGUUGGCGGUCAAGCUGAAUGACCCUAGUGGGGAGCAGAAAACGAUGUGUGGCACGCCAAACUAUAUUUCUCCCGAGAUCAUAUCGCGGCUACCGUACGGACUUGCUUCCGAUGUGUGGUCACUGGGAUGUAUGGUCGUCACUUUAUUGACGGGGACGCCGCCCUUUGAAAGCCAGGCGGUAAAAAAUACCCUCGAUAAGGUGUCCCGGGUGGAGUACACACUGCCGGAUCACAUCUCCCCAGAGGCUCAGGAUCUUGUGCACAGGUUGCUCCAAAAGGACCCCAAGAAGCGCCUAGCUCUUACAAAAGUCCUCAGCCACCCUUUCUUCGAACCCACCAUGCCCGUAUCCUCCUUACGGCCCCUCAACGCGGUAUUCGACAAACCCCACCCCCGACCCAGGCCCGCGAGCACGCAUCAGGCAGCCACCACCAACGACACCAGCCGACAUCGUGCAGUCGCGAGGAGCAAUAAUCGCGGGGCUAGGAGACAUGAGGGGCGGUCGCAGAGCCGACCGGAGUCGGUGCAUGCGUACGAUAAGGAGAACCGAGAGCAGAUGGAUCCCCGCAAACCUGCGGACGCAUACUGUGGUUCACGAGGACAGUCUCCACAGGCCAAGCGGCGGGACGCGAGUAGCAGCUCACCUGGGUAUGCGAGCGCAGGUCGCAACGCAUCUAGCAACCCUCAGCAGACCACCAGUAGGUCCACCACCGCGGCAUCUUCCUCAACACAACCCGCAUCCCCAUUGGUAGUCCUACCCGAAUUCUCGACGCAGAGGCUGAAACCGCUCAAACAAAAGACGAAACAUGGCACGGUCUCAAUCCUUGCGUCUGGUGAUCUGCUGCUGGACUUUUUGGGCGAGGAGUUUCUUAUGCUUAUUAGUGGGGAUAGUCGGACGAUUGAGCUGUUUGAUCGAUCGACCAGCCCCACCGACCCCCAGAGUCGGCCGAUUCGCAGGUAUACCCGGACAUCGUUGCCUAGCGCGUAUGUCAAGAAAUAUCGGUACGCGAGCCGGUUCGUUGAUUUGGUUCGGAGUAAAACGCCAAAGAUCGUCUUCUACUCCCCCCAAGCCAAAUGCAUCCUCAUGGAAAACGCCCCACUCGCCGAUUUCGACAUCCUCUUCUACAACGGCACCCGCGCGCACUACUCCGUCUCCAGCGGGCUCGUGGAGAUUAAAAUCCCGGUCAUCAAACCCGCCCCUGGACAAACUAAAGUCGACGACAAGGAUAUGGAGAAACACGCGAUACCCUUAGAGGGUCGGGUGGAUAUACCGCCACAUCUGGCAUUGGUGGUCAAACAUGUGCAGGAGUGUUUGAGACGAACCCCGCCGCACCCGCCCAACAUCCUCUUCAGCAUCCCAUGCUACCUCCCUCCCACAUCUCCGCACCACCGCCAGCGACCCACACCUGUACAACCACCAUCGAUCCGUCGCAACCUCAUCAUCGGCGUCCAGGGCAAACACGCAUACGAUACAUACCACGACCAGCAGCAGCGGGAGCAGUGCACGCGUGCCGGGUCGGGAUGGGGUUCGAUCCGUCGCGUCCUCUUCAUGGGAUCCUCAACAUCAUCGGGAUGA
This is a messenger RNA of Fimicolochytrium jonesii, 2292 nucleotides long. Its product is annotated as kinase-like domain-containing protein. The record is from RefSeq and is a predicted model, not a curated record. Gene Ontology annotation, biological process: protein phosphorylation. The transcript has 9 exons. Gene Ontology annotation, molecular function: ATP binding; protein kinase activity. The coding region runs from base 1 to 2292 and encodes 763 amino acids. NCBI's taxonomy places the organism in Eukaryota, Fungi, Chytridiomycota, Chytridiomycetes, Spizellomycetales, Powellomycetaceae.